AUGGUCCAGCUGUGUCGCGAGGAGCUGUUUCCCACCAAGACCCUCACGGUGGUGGGCUGGGCACUGGUGGAGGCCGCCGGCUACAGCUUCGUGGAGGGCUCGAGGAAGGAGGAGGACUGUGUGGUCCUUCAGUGUAGGGAGCAGAACCAGCUCUGCAUUGCCAGCUAUAAUGUGGAGGAUGAUCAGGUGAACUGCUUCAUUCGUAUUCCCAUGGAGAAGGUCAAGAAGAUAGUCAUUGGUCCACUGGGUACCAUCCUGAGGAGCUCUCAGAAGAGGCUGCACAUGCGUCUCUACUACACUCUCAUGGACUCCAGACAGUGCUACUUCACUCUCAAGACCGUCAACUUUACCUCCAUGGAAGAAGACAGAGAUAUUCUGCUGAGUAUUGCCAGAACCCUCUCCAGCAUCUGUACUAACAUCUUGGUACAGGAGCAAAAGCUUACCAAGAAGAAAGGUCCAGUCCAUCAGGGAGUCAUAUAUCUAGUGAUGCCCAAAGAGCUGGCGUGGGAGGAGACCCUCUUGUCAAGAACUAACAAGGCUAAGGAGGAGGGGGGAGAUGGAGGAGAUUCAGUCGAGGAGGGAGAGAUGUGGGAGGAAGAGGAAGAAGAAGAGGAUGAGAGAGAGCAGUCUCUCUCAAUGCCAGCCUCUCCUACUCUGCCUAAGAGACCUGUG
This is a messenger RNA of Geodia barretti, 672 nucleotides long. NCBI's taxonomy places the organism in Eukaryota, Metazoa, Porifera, Demospongiae, Tetractinellida, Geodiidae. The record is from the annotation of a GenBank genome assembly.